ACCACCACAAACGGUCCUCCAAUUCACAGACUGCAUCGGACCAUCUGUGCGUGCCAUGGCAUAUGCACCAUCCACAUUCUCUAUGUAACAUCAAUCAUGGAACGACAGCACGUGUUUUUGCAGUUGAAGCCAGCAUGUGUCAACUUGCUACAAGUUACCGCAACUCUUCCCCGGCAACCAAAUACACACACGGCUCUAACCAAAGCUCUCACUACUCUGACACAGACACUUCAAACCAUCAUUUCCCAGGCCGGUCCUCUGGACGCCAAGCUUACAGAAUAUGUCUUUGUACCUAUUUCUCAAGUUCUCCGCAUCUCAGGGACGGUGCCCAUCCACGCUCUCGAGCUUUGCCUGGAAUGCAUUCUACUCCUCUUACAAGGCCGGUGGGGAGGAGCGCUGGCCCCGGAGCUCUCCGGGCAGCUGCUCAUUCUGUUUACCUUCAUGGCUAAGCCUUCCUCGGCCGAAAAUGGCAUAUCCAACUCUUCUGAAGAGCUUCAGGGAUUGGCUCUCAAGUGUACAGCAGAAUUGCUCCUUGAGACAUCUCGUUCACCCACUGGGAAGCAGUAUCUGAUUGCCACGUCGAGUAUCCCGGCACUCGGUGAAGCUGUUCUGGUCAUCCUGGAUAGUUUAACAAACAGCCCAUCAGGCCAGGUCAAACUCGAUGCCGUCGGUGCAUUACGCUCACUAAUAGCGGCGGUUCAAGACAAAGAUGCGCUCGCCAGCUUUUUCCCGCGCGUAGUCUCUUCUCUGACCCGCAUUCUCACGCCCACCAGCAAUAACCGCAUCAAUUUUCGUGUCCUCGAAAAUUGUCUGCAAUGUAUGAAGGAUUUGUUCCUGCUUUUACUAAGCGAUAAAGAAACUAGGCAUCUUCCCAAGUCCAUCCCAAACGCAUCUGAAGAGCAGGCCAAGACGACGCGCUCUCUUCAAUGGCUUCAGGCCACAGCGUCUCAGAUCAAGUUAGCUCUUUCUAACGUUCUCAAAUUGCGGCAGCACGAGAAGCCCGAAAUUCAAAAAUCUUUACUAUCUUUGUGUUUGGCAGUCGUACAGGAUUGCCGGAAGUCUCUUGUUGAAUGCACCGGCAUGGCCAUCGAGACUAUGGUAACGUUGGCUGGCCGAGGAAAUUCAGGAGAUGAUGUCGAAGUCGAUCUACAGCUUCUUUUACGGGCUGACCAAGAGUUGUCUGCACUUCUCCUGGAAAGUCUGUACGGAUGGAUGAUAACAUUGCCAAGACUAAUGCAAUCGAAAGACGACACUGGCAGGCGACAACUGAUUCACCAGAUAGCGAUCACGCUUCGGUUGCUUAACAGGAAUCAAGUCAUUAUUGGCGAUCUCUUGGCGGAUCAUCUUCGGGACGGUGUUUCCUCCGUCCUGGAGGACUCGAAAAUGAUUGAAUCUAUGGUUAAAACCCAACCAUUGAUGACUUGGAACGCAGAGCUGGGUCUUAAAAACUCCGGAAUAUUGUCGUUCGGGCCGUUCCCAUUUCGGCUGAAGGGACAGCAAGAUUUAAUGGGUGACUUUUCUCAGCUGUUGGCAGAGCUUGCCAAGUCUGAUACAGCUGUCUCAGUCGCUCAAGACCUCGUUAAUGGGUUCCGUACCGGCCCACUAACAACUCAAUUGGCCAACCUUUGGAUCGCUAUCAAUCUGGUUCGAGGAAUGAUGGAAGCUAAUCCAUCUAUCGAUGACUUAAUCGAUUUUGGGACACAAGACCCCCAUGAAGAAUCGCUUGACAGUCUAUACUCCCAUUCACUUGAGAUUCUCGCUCAGCAGUACACCGGACACGUUGAAGACUGGCGGAUGUCAGCGCUGGCAUUAGAGGCGAUAGCUAUGCAAGCCGAACGUUACAAAAUCGAGUUCCGGGCUGAGCUCAGCGAAAUACUCUAUCCCGUGCUCUUCCAUCUCGGAAGUCCAACAUCUGAGCUUCGCAUUCAUGCCGCCACCUGCCUUAACAUUGUCUCGGAUGCAUGCGGCUACUCCAGCGCCAGCGAACUCGUUAUAGCAAAUGUGGACUAUGUUGUGAAUGCAGUAGGUCUCAGGCUAAGCUAUGGAGAUGUAUCGCCGCAAGCCCCUCAGGUCUUGCUUAUGAUGAUGCGGCUAUGUGGUCCCUCACUUCUGCCCUACUUGGACGACCUUGUUGGGGCAAUAUUCGGCGCUCUGGAAAGGUAUCACGGAUAUCCCAAGCUCGUAGAACUUUUAUUCGCAGUGCUAAAGGGAAUGGUGGAAGAGGGCGUGAAGGCGCCCCAACUAUGCAUCACAGCAUCGAAUGAGCCACUACCAUGGAACGAACAACAAAAUGAUGUAGUCAAGAUGCAUAAUAUUAUCGACUCCAUUCGAACCAUGGAAGAAACAGCAAUCAUCAAGCAGUCGGCGAAGAUUGAAGAUUUGGGGAUUAAUAGCUUUCCGCGGAAGCCAUGGAAUGAAUCCACAAGUCUUCCGCUAGAGAAUGAGGAGACUGAACUUCAAUCUCCCGAAAAGUCCCCACAAGACAAAAUUCCUCCCGAGCCCUUGACCUUCUCCAUCCUUCUUAAGAUCUCCGAUCUUACGCAAUAUUAUCUCACUUCAUCUUCGCCAUCACUUCGAUCCUCUUUGAUCUCUCUACUUCAGACCACGAUUCCGGCACUCGCUAAACACGAAGAUUCAUUUCUUCCGCUAAUAAACACACUUUGGCCAGUGCUUGUCUCGAGACUGGAAGACCCUGAGGCUUAUGUUGUGGCCAAUGUCUUGGAAGUUGUGUCGUUAAUGUGCGAGCUUGCCAAAGGCUUCAUGAGAAGUCGUAUCGAUGCCAUAUGGGAUUCGUUAAAAGUCGUCUACCGACGCACCACCAAAUAUGAUAAGAGCAACAAAUCACGCAGCAACAACGCUCAAUACAUUUCUCCCGUCGCUGACAGGUCAAUGCUUCAGAAGUCUUCAUCGAAUACGAUAAGCAAUGCAGAUGCGAAAAUCAGCAAUGAGGUCUACGUCACUGCUCCCGCGCACAUGAUCAGGGAAUCUCUGAUCCACCUUCUGUGCUCCAUAGUGAAGCACGUGGAGAUUCGAGAGGAGCAGUUUGACGAUGCACUAAACAUGUUAGAGUCUGUUCUGGAGAGACCUGAUGUGAAAGAGACUCUGUGGAUGAGAAACACUGAUUUAGUGUGGUUGAGGCUUCACCGGCGUGGGCGCCAGGAGUUCGCGGCCAAAGUAGAUGCGGAGAUCCGUCCGGAGAGUGCUCGGUGGAGAUUUACAAAAUUUGCGCCUGAAUGA
Periconia digitata is the source of this 3237-nucleotide messenger RNA. NCBI's taxonomy places the organism in Eukaryota, Fungi, Ascomycota, Dothideomycetes, Pleosporales, Periconiaceae. The record is from the annotation of a GenBank genome assembly.